AUGGAGGCGGCCCCACCCUCCGACAACCUCUACAUCGCGGACCUCCCGCCGGGCUUCGAUGAGCCGAGCCUUCAACAAAUCUUCGGGGAGUACGGAACCGUCACGCAGUUUAAGCUCCUGCACAACAGCGGCCCCGGCGGAAAGACCGCCGCACUGGUGAGAUUUCAGUCCGUCGAGGAGGCGAGCUGGCUGGUUGAGAACCUGGAUGGGAACAUCCCGCAAGGGUUAAACGCACCGAUUAUCGUGAGGUAUGCCGACACGCCGGAGAUGAAAGCAGCCAAGCAGGGUCAUGCGAUGGCCACCUGGCAGGCCGCUCCGCCCUGGGGUGGCAUGAAAGGCAUGGGAAAGGGCGGAUGCGGAGGAAAGGGCAAGGUCACCACUAUGCGGGCAUCGCCUUAUCCAACCUAUUCAGCAAGCAAAGGCCAAAGUUGGAGCCCCGGCCCCGUGGCGAGCCCCAUGGGGAUGAAAGGCAUGGGUGGCUUCAAAGGCGGCAAAGCUCCAUCUUCGCCGAAGGGCAAAGGCAAGGGAAAGUGCAACAUCAAGACACUGAUCAAUGGGCUUCUAGAGGCGCAGGCACUUCCGGGCUGCACCGACAUCGACAAUGAUCGAAAUGCUCUCUAUAUCAGCGGGCUGCCGAAUGACACGCAGGACAUCGACCUCUACCGAAUCUUUGCCCCCUUUGGUUCCAUUGCUCCGCGAGGUGUGCGAGCGAUGCUCCAUCCAGAUGGUACAUGCCAGGGCUUCGGGUUCGUGAACUACAUGGACAGCGGCGCCGUCCAGUUGGCCGCAGCAACGCUUCACGGGACGACGAUGCCUGGCGGACAAGAGCUGACCGUCAAGCCGAAGGAGCCCAAGAAGGAGAAGGAGAACGGUCUCAACCAAGGCACUUCGCACAGCUCGUUAAAGAUUUACCUGCUGGGAGAUCUCGGCCCUGUGUGUCAGCUGAAGCCCGGCGCAAAGUUCCAAGUAAAGGCAGAUGCAGGAGGCGAUGUCCUGCACCUGUCGCAGGCCUGCCUGCAUCAGCCCACAGCUGGCAAAAACUUCCUCCAGGUCGUGGAUGGAGCGACCUCCUACUCCAUAGCUUGCCUACAGAAGGACAAGAGCGAGUAUGCCUCCUUCGACCUCUUCUUCCGCACCGGAACGUGCUCCUUCCACAACAAGGGCAGCAGCGAGAUGCACCUCACGGGAUACUUCGAACCAGAUGGCAUGCCAGACGACGAUGAAGAGGAGGAAGAGGAAGAAGAGGAAUCGGAUGAAGAGGCGCAGUGCGUCGUGGUGUGCUUCUUUGUGGCCAUUGUCUUAUGGUCUUCGGGCUUCAGGAGCUGUGCGGGGCUGGGCACCAUGGGCUGCGGGACGAGUGUGCAGCAGGAGGACAUCAAGCCCGUGACCGAGUCCGAGGAGAAGCUUGAGGAGCCCGGAACCUGGGCAUCCAAGCCCUCCCAGGUGGACAGGCCUGCAGUCUCGACUGCCGCAGCUCGGGAUCGAGAGGCUGCGAAGGAUCCCGGUGCGGCUUCUGACGAGGCUGCGACCGGUUCAGGUUCACUGCACAAGCCGGUGGAGCAUAGUGUCGUGGUGAUGGAUCCGGAUGAUGGCGACGAUGUCGAGGUCAUCUAUGAGGGGAAGGGAACCUCAAGUGCGAGAGACGUUCCUGAGACGCCCUCCAUAGCGGCCGAAGGUGAGGCCGAGGAUGGCCAGGCCGACGUGGAUCUUGCCCUUGCUAUGGUAGCCGGUGAUGAUGACCCGAAGCCUGUCCUGUCAAAGCAGCUGUCAAAGCAGCAGCAGGAGGAGGCGGCCAAGAUGGCAGAGCAUCGAAAGCGGUUCGACAACCAGAGGUAUCAGAGAGGCCAGUCUGGCUCUGGCGAGACAGGUCCCGGGGCUGCACCGGUUCCGGCGAUCUCCCCUCAGAAGGAGAGCAAAGCGGCCCACGAGAUCAUGGGCGUAAAUUCCUCCGCCCUCACUCCCAGAAAGGCAGGCUUGGAGGAGUGCCUCCCUGGCGGGAUCCUGGAGGAUGACCUGCCGGGCCAGACCACCGUGCCUACUCGUACGCAUCGGAACAAUCACUUUGACGAUGACGACGAGAUGCUGAUGAAGGAGAUUCUCGACAGCAUCGAUGGCUGA
Symbiodinium natans is the source of this 2118-nucleotide messenger RNA. NCBI's taxonomy places the organism in Eukaryota, Dinophyceae, Suessiales, Symbiodiniaceae. The record is from the annotation of a GenBank genome assembly.